Molecule: messenger RNA, 1034 nt
Organism: Closterium sp. NIES-67
Lineage: Eukaryota; Viridiplantae; Streptophyta; Zygnematophyceae; Desmidiales; Closteriaceae
Source: the annotation of a GenBank genome assembly
CAGCACUUGCCUUCAUUUUCGUUCCGUUCUUCCCUGAACGAAGCUAAGGACUUGAAUUCAAAAACUAAGCUUUACUGUUAGCUUUGUCCGCUCGUGGUCGUUUCUUAUAGCAGUACAGGAAUCAAGCUUUGAAGCAGACCCGUAUAUAGUGUACGCAACAUGGAUUGCACAGAUCCGAAAGAGGUAGCUUCACGCCUGGGAAAUAUUGCUUUCGGCAACGUUAUUGCAGCAGCAGCACGCGAUCUCAAGAAAGAGAUUCAAUCAUCCCAAAAGACAGCUCCCGCAACGGCCGACGAUGAUUUCGAUCUCGACGACCUUGCCGAUGACCCUGAGCUUGAAAAGCUUCAUGCGGAACGACUACAGUCCAUGAUGGCCGCGUCCAGGAAGCGUGAAAACCUACGGAAGAAGGGACAUGGGGAGUACCGGGAGAUCACGGAGGAAGAGUUUCUACCAGAGGUCAAGUCGAGCGAAUACGUCCUCUGCCACUUCUAUCACGCCGAGUUCCCUCGUUGCAAAAUCGUUGACAAGCAUUUAGCCAUUCUGGCACCGAAGCACUUGGAGGCCAAAUUUGUGAAGAUUGACGCAGAGAAAUGCCCUUUUUUUGUGUCCAGACUAAACGUCAAAGUUCUACCGUGCAUGAUUCUAUUCAGGGAUGCUGUUGCUUGCCAUAGAAUAAUUGGGUUUGAGGCGUUUCGAAAUCGUGACAACUUCUCAACGUCUGAACUGGAAAACUACUUGAUCAAGCAAGAGUUCUUGGAGGCAAGGCAGGAUGAGGAGGCUGAAGAGGAGGAUGAAAAUAAGGGAAGAAGUAUAAGGGCAUCUUCUCUUUCAAGUGGACAUGACUAGCUACACCUCCUUUGAGGGAGCAAUGACAUACUCCGAAAGCCAAACAUCAUCAGCUUUUUGUAUUCAAGCGGUCUCACUAUUCUGUCUGGUGUAGUGGAUGAUGGAUUUAGUAACGGGACCCGUGACAGUUGGAUCCCCGAUUCAAGCAUUUUCGUUGGUACAAUGUGAGGGUGUGGAACAUACAGUUC